Molecule: messenger RNA, 567 nt
Organism: Echinococcus granulosus
Lineage: Eukaryota; Metazoa; Platyhelminthes; Cestoda; Cyclophyllidea; Taeniidae
Product: DAZ-associated protein
Exons: 4
Coding region: 1-567 (188 amino acids)
Molecular function (GO): RNA binding
Source: RefSeq, a predicted model, not a curated record
AUGGCUGUUUUUCUUCUACUUGAUUGUGAAGACGACGAUUUAGAAGACGACAGUGUCGUCCGCGAUGCUUCCACGCGUAAACAGAUCUUCGUCGGUGGCAUUCCAGCAAGGACGAAUUGUAAGCAGUUGAGGGAUCACUUUUCACGCUACGGUACUGUGAAGAACUGCUUCGUUUCACCCCACAAACCAUUCGGCUCCGUUACAUUUGAAAGUGAGGAGUCGGCUCGCAAAGCCAUUUCCAAACCCAUACAAUUUGUCUGCGGAAAAAGGGUUGAGGUGAAAGAGUAUGCUGCCAAGAAGAAACACGGUGCCUCUAAGCCCCCAUCGGUGGAGCAGUCGACAAAUAGGUCGAGGACAAAGCCGCCUUCGUUACCUCCACUUGCACCUCCAGCUGCGUCGACCACAGUACCUGUAUCACCUACAGAUGAGCGACAAAGGGUAUUCAUUGGUGGCAUCUCACACAAAACGACGGUGGAUUCGUUGAGGGCAGCGUUAUCAACGCUGGGUCCAAUCAAGUCGAGCUACAGGCUUCGCCGUAGUAGCGUUCAAACAGCCCGAGACAGCUGA